AUGCCGACCGCGAGCGGUUGGCGCCGUUUGCGCGCCAGCCACGUCUGCUGGUGCUCGUCCCCUCUCGCGAGCUCGCACAACAACUUCAGGACGAGCUGCGCAAACAUUUCGGUGCUACCGGUGUAUCUAUUGCGUCGGCAGCAGCAGGACAAUCGUACGUCAAAGAAGUUAGAGCACUUAUGGGAAGGGGGGGGGCCAUCGUCUGGAAGCGGCACCCCAGCAGGGGCAGACGUACUUAUUACGACACCAGCAAGAUUGAUGCUGCACCUGCACAAGCGAAAUGUGAACCUUCGAAGAGUUCGAGCCGUUGUGGUGGAGGAGGCAGACACCCUGUGUGACACCUUCUAUGAGCAAGAACUCUUGUUCGUCCUCGAUGCACUACUACAUCAAGUUGAGGCGGGGUAUGUCGGUGGCCGUGCCAGUGCAGCAGCGCUUGAUGCCGCCACAGCCGCCUCUGGCGGGGCAGAGUGGAGAGAGUACAUCGAGCGAAAGCAGCAGACAAGGCUGGAGCUUCUAGACUCGCUUAAAAGAACGGGAAUAUCUAUGCGGCCGCAGACAAACGUUUGUGCAUUGCUGCCACCCGCUGCGGCGUCGUCAGUGGGGGCUGGAGCUGCUGCUGCUGCUGUGGCGGAUUUACGUCCGCAGCUGCAGCUCGUGUUCGUCGCAGCGACGAAAACCGGUGCAUUGGGUCGAUUCCUUCGGGAGGAACUACGGGGUCUCCAGCUGACGACUGUCUGCGCGCCCGACGCGCACAUGACAAAUCCAGGGGUGCAGCAGGUGUUUGUUCGCCUUGCUGGUGAAGACCGCAUAGGUCGACUUCUGGAGGUCUUAGCGGAGAAAGAAGAAGAUCUAACGGGGGAAGGCGGAGCCGACGGACGAGCUUCAGCAGAAGGGAAGAAAACGAUUGUCUUCUGCAACACAGUCAACAGCUGCAGGCAAGCCCGUGUCCCCCCUAGCGGUCUGUUUGUCUGUAGUAGUAGAUGUUGUUGUGGUCGCAGUAAUCGCGGUAGUAGUGGUACAGUCCGUGCGUUCUGCGGGGGAAGUCAGUGCUGCUAG
Molecule: messenger RNA, 1056 nt
Organism: Rangifer tarandus platyrhynchus (Svalbard reindeer)
Lineage: Eukaryota; Metazoa; Chordata; Mammalia; Artiodactyla; Cervidae
Source: the annotation of a GenBank genome assembly